CACGCACGGUAGGACAUAGGCGAUUGUAUUAAAAAUGGUCAGAUUACUCCCCAUUUUCCUCCUCUUUGCAGCCUUCCUUGUAACCUCCAUCGCCAGAUCUAUCACUCCAACACAGCCCCAUUUUCUCAGAUCCUUCAAGAUCAAAACUAACAAGACUGCAAGUAGCUGUCCGUACACGGUGAUCAUCAAAACGAGCUGUUCCUCAACAUCAUACACCAGAGACAAAGUUAGUCUCGCAUUUGGUGACUCUUAUGGCAAAGAGGUCUAUGCACCAAGACUGGACGAUCCGUAUUCCAGGACGUUCGAGAGAUGUUCUACAGAUACGUUUCAGAUACGAGGGCCCUGCGCGUACGAGAUCUGUUAUCUGUACAUGUUGAGGAGUGGAUCGGACGGUUGGAAGCCAGAGAGUGUAAAGAUCUACGGUCCAAAUUCUAGGGCUGUUACUUUUUACUAUAAUACGUUUCUACCCAACGGUGUGUGGUUUGGGUUCAAUCAUUGUAACACUGUGUCAUUAUCUGCAGUUAUGUGGGAGAAGACAAUAUGAGUGAGUCCUAUAUUAAUGCUUAAAUGAUGGACUUUUUUGUUUUUAUUUUUUAUUUUCUUAAAGAAGGGAUUUUUGUCCAUGCAAAUAAGACCUUUUUAUUUUAUUUUAUUUUAUUUUUUCAUUUGAUGGCAAUAUAAGAAUAAUAAGAUAGGCUCAUUGCUUUUUCAUUCCAGGCAAAUAAGAAAUCAUUUCAUUUGUGCAAUUAUAAGAUAGGCUCACAAUAUAUCUACUUAUUUGUAGACUUUUUAUUUGCAUCGGACAUUAUUUAUUGGAAGCCAGUCAAAAGGAAACAACCUUUAU
Molecule: messenger RNA, 844 nt
Organism: Cornus florida
Lineage: Eukaryota; Viridiplantae; Streptophyta; Magnoliopsida; Cornales; Cornaceae
Product: embryo-specific protein ATS3A-like
Exons: 3
Coding region: 35-544 (169 amino acids)
Molecular function (GO): protein binding
Source: RefSeq, a predicted model, not a curated record